Molecule: messenger RNA, 5771 nt
Organism: Penaeus indicus
Lineage: Eukaryota; Metazoa; Arthropoda; Malacostraca; Decapoda; Penaeidae
Product: trichohyalin-like
Exons: 15
Coding region: 198-5588 (1796 amino acids)
Source: RefSeq, a predicted model, not a curated record
GGUUCUGUGUCGGAGUAGGUAAGCCAAAGACUACACAUACUCAGUAUAAGAAUUCAAAACAAGCCCUGUCCCUGGUGUCUUCGGCGGAGAGUAGUUGGCACGCUUGGUGUCCUGGUGUCGACUACCUUCUUUGAAAAGGCGGGGCAGAUGUCGAAAUUUCAACGCCGCUGAGAGAGAAGAGAAAGGAGACGGAAAAGAUGAGAAUGGAAGAGACAGAAAAUGAUAACGAACACGGAGACAACGAAAAAAUAACGGAUGACGGUAACGAGAGAGACAAAAUUGAUGAUAAUAAAGGAGAGAAGGACGAAACCGAUUACGAAGUAGAAACCGAUAGCGAAGACGAAGGAAAAACCGAUUACGAAGUAGAAACCGAUAGCGAAGACGAAGGAAAAACCGAUUACGAAGUAGAAACCGAUAGCGAAGACGAAGGAAAAACCGAUAACGGAAAAGAAGAAACCGAUAACGAAGACGAAGAAGGAAAAAACGAUAACGGAAAAGAAGAAACCGAUAACGAAGACGAAGAAGGAAAAAACGAUAACGGAAAAGAAGAAACCGAUAACGAAGACGAAGAAGGAAAAACCGAUAACGGAAAAGAAGAAACCGAUAACGAAGACGAAGAAGGAAAAAACGAUAACGGAAAAGAAGAAGAAACCGAUAACGAAGACGAAGAAGGAAAAACCGAUAACGGAAAAGAAGAAGAAACCGAUAACGAAAACGAAGAAGGAAAAAACGAUAACGAAGAAGAAGGAACCGAUAACGAACUCGAAAACGAAGAAGGAAAAACCGAUAACGAGAAAGAAGAAGGAACCGAUAACGAACUCGAAGACGAAGAAGGAAAAACCGAUAACGAAGAAGUAGCAACCGAUAACGAAGAAGUAGCAACCGAUAACGAAAACGAAGAAGGAAAAACCGAUGACAAAGAAGGAACCGAUAACGAACUCGAAGACGAAGAAGGAAAAACCGAUAACGAAGAAGAAGUAAUCGAUAACGAAAACGAAGACAAAGAAGGAAAAGCCGAUAACGAAAAAGAAGAAGAAGAAAGCGAAGAAGAAGCAACUGAUAACGAAAAAGAACAAGAAGCAACCGAUAACGAACUCGAAGACGAAGAAGGAAAAUUCGAUAACGAAGAAGAAACCGAUAACGAUAGUGAUAAGGAAGAAGAGAAAAACGGAGGAGUAAGCCAAGAUCGCGACAACGAAGAGGAAAAAGAAGCAGGAGCCGAUAACGAACAAGAAGAUAACGACGGUGAGAGAGAUAACGAAGAAGGAAAAAGCGAAAAAGCAAUCGGAAGACAAAAACGAAAACCAGAAGAGAAGAAGGAAAGAAAAGACCAAAUGGCGAGACAAAGAGAAAUGAAAAAGGAAGAGGAAGAAGCGAAGAAGAAACGCGGAGAUAAAACAACUGAAGAAAAAACAUGGAAACGAGAAGACAAUAAAGAAGAAAGAAUAAGACAAGAUAAAACAGAUAAAGAAGAAGAAAAAGAACAAGACAAAGCGAAUAAAGGAGAAAGGAAAAUACAAGAAAAGAAAAUAGAUAAAGAAGAAGAAAAAGAACAAGACAAAGCGAAUAAAGGAGAAAGGAAAAGAAAAGAAGACAAAACAAAUAAAAAAGAAGAGAAAGAACAAGACAAAGCGAAUAAAGGAGAAAGGAAAAUACAAGAAAAGAAAAUAGAUAAAGAAGAAGAGAAAGAACAAGACAAAGCGAAUAAAGGAGAAAGGAAAAGACAAGAAAAGAAAACAGAUAAAGAAGAAGAGAAAGAACAAGAAGACAAAUCGAAUAAAGGAGAAAGGAAACGAGAAGAAAAUAAGAGAAAUAAAGAAGAAGAGAAAAAACAAGACAAAACGAAGAAGGAAGAAAGGAAAAAACAAGAAAAGAAAACAGAUAAAGAAGCAGAGAAAGAACCAGACAAACCGAAUAGAGGAGGAAGGAAACGAGAAGUAAAUAAAACAAAUAAAGAAGAAGAGAAAGAACAAGACAAAACGAAGAAGGGAGAGAGAAAACGAGAAGAUAAAACCAAAAAAGGAGGAGGGAAAAAACAAGAAAACCAAAACGCAGAAGGAGAGACGAGCGACCGAGAAGACAUAACAGAUAAAGAAGAAAAGGGAAAGAACAAAGGAGAAGAAAAGAGACUAGGGAAAAACAGGAAUAAAAACGAAGUAAAGCCAAGACAAGAAAGAAGGAGGAAAGAAGAAGAAGGAGGAAAAAACAGAGAGGAAAAAAAGAAAAAGGAAAAUGAUACGAAACAAGAAGAGAAAAGAAAGGAAGUGGAAGGGAAAGAAGAAAAGGAAGAAAGAGAAAACGUAAAAAUCAAACGAAGAAGAAAGAAGGAAGAGGAAGAGAAUGGAGGAAAUGCAGAAGGAAAAGAUGAAGAAGAAAAAGAGGAAGACGAAAGAGAAGAAGAAACAACACAAGAAGACGAUUACGAAACACAGGGAAAAGAGGAGAGUAAAAAGGUGGCAAAGAAAGGGACGAAGAGAAAGGAAAAGAUAAAUGGAACAGAAGAAAGGAAAACACAAGGAGGAAAGCCGAAAAAGGAAGAGGGAGAGAAAGGAAAAGGAAAUAAGAUAAAGAAAGAGGAGGAAGGAGCAACUGGGAAUAACCACAGAAUAGACAAAAAGAAAGAAAGAGAAAAGGAAGAACAAAAGAGAGGAAGAACCAAGCAAAGGAGAGGGAAAGAAGACGAUGAUAGAGGUGAAGACACAAAGGAAGAAGAAGAAGAAGACAUAGACGAGGAAGACGAUAACGAUGGACAAGAAAAAGGGAAGAAUAAAGAAGUAGACAAAAGACUGAAAGACAAAGCGAAGAGAGGGACAAAGAAAAUAGAAAAGAUAAAUGAAGAAGAAGAAGAAGGGAGGAGACAAAGAAGAAAAGCGAAAAAGGAAGAGGGAGAGAAAGGAAAAGGAGAUAAGAUAAAGAAAGAGGAGGAAGGGGCAACUGGGAAUAAUCACAGAAUAGACAAAAAGACAGAAAGAGAAAGGGAAGAAGAAAGUGGAAAAAUCAAACAAAGAAAAAAGAAAAAGGAAAAAGGAAAUCAAGCGAAAGCAGAGGAAGGAGAAGAAGAGGAGAAUAAAGAAGACGACGGAGACGAUGAAGAAAGAGAAGUGGAAGAAAAGAAUAAAGGAGGAGCAAAGAGAAUGGUGAAGAGGAAAGCCUGUGAUAAAAGCGGCGAAGGGAAAAUACAGAAAGACAUCGAAAUAGAGAAAAUCGAAAAAACGAAACAGAGGAAGAGAAAAGGAAAAGAUAAAGAUUUAGAAGAGAUAGAGAGAGAAGAAGAAGCAGGAACAGGCGAUGACGUGAGAAAGGGAAUUAAAGAGGGGGCCGAUAAAGGAAGGAGAAGAGAGAGAGUAGCGAAUGUGGAGAAAGAGGAAGAAGAAACAGCCGUGAUAAAGCAAAGAAGAACACCAAGGUAUGAGGGAGAGAGAAAACCAAAGAAAGAAGGAGAUAGAACACCAGAGACGGAAGGGAAAAGGAAGGGAAAUAAAAUGGGAGAAGGCACACCAAAGAUAGAUAAAGAAAAAAUACAACAAAAGAGGAAAGGAGCAACACCCGAUAAAGAAGAAGAGACAACCCCCAAGACCGGAGGAGGGAGACGACCAAGGAACGAAAGAGGGGAAGGCAAGGAGAAAGAAAGAAGGGAAAUACAAGAGAAUAAAGAUAGGGGAAUCACGGAAACAGAGGAAGAAAAAUCUCCCGAGAGAGAAAGGAAGAACAGAAAACAGAAGAAUGAAAGAGUGGGAAAAGAGAAAAAGGAAAACUACAGAGCGCAACCAAAUGGAGGAGAAGAAAUAUCGAAGAAUCCAAUUGAGAAAACACAAGCGAAGGAAGGAGACAGAAGAACAAGAGAAAAAAGAGAGGGGAGAACAGAAGAUGAAUGGAUAUCAAGACACGAACGAAAGGGAAGAGCAAUAAAGGAGAGAAAUAGAAAUGAAGAAGAUUACGAAGCAGAGGAAGAGACACAGCAGUUCCACGCAAUUCCUCGGCCGCCAAAAAGGGACAUCACUUCAAGCUGUGAAAAUAAUCCAUUUCCACCAGGCGGCAGAUUCCCUGGCAUGUCCGUGAGACCAAAGUACCGGGAAUACAAGUCACGCGAAGAUGAGAGAGAUCCUGGCACGAGAUCCCCCAGGAGAUGGCAUUCGGAUGACAGUGAUUCAGGAGAGAGAAAACCCUUAGCGAGGAAGGAAGAGAAUUUUAGAGACCGCAGGAGACGUCGACGCUCGAGCAAAACGGAAGACGAUGACCCUGCUUUCGACUCACAGAACUCAGCAGGAUACUCCGCACGGCAACAAGAAGCUGGCGACAGAUUCCCUGGCAUGUCCGUGAGACCAAAGUACCGGCAAUACAAGUCACGCGAAAACGAGAGAGAUCCUGGCACGAGAUCCCCAAGAAGAUGGCAUUCAGAUGACAGUGAUUCAGGAGAGAGAAAACCCUUAGCGAGGAAGGAAGAGAACUUUAGAGACCGCAGGAGACGUCGACGCUCGAGCGAAACGGAAGACGAUGAUCCUGCUUUCGACUCACAGAACUCAGCAGGAUACUCCGCACGGCAACAAGAAACUGGCGGCAGAUUCCCUGGCAUGUCCGUGAGACCAAAGUACCGGCAAUACAAGUCACGCGAAGAUGAGAGAGAUCCUGGCACGAGAUCCCCAAGGAGAUGGCAUUCAGAUGACAGUGAUUCAGGAGAGAGAAGACCCUUAGCGAGGAAGGAAGAGAACUUUAGAGACCGCAGGAGACGUCGACGCUCAAGCAAAACGGAAGACGAUGAUCCUGCUUUCGACUCACAGGACUCAGCAGGAUACUCCUCACGGCAACAAGCUGGCGGCAGAUUCCCUGGCAUGUCCAUGAGACCAAAGUACCGGCAAUACAAGUCACGCGAAGAAGAGAGAGAUCCUGGCACGAGAUCCCCAAGGAGAUGGCAUUCGGAUGACAGUGAUUCAGGAGAGAGAAAACCCUUAGCGAGGAAGGAAGAGAACUUUAGAGACCGCAGGAGACGUCGACACUCAAGCAAAACGGAAGACGAUGAUCCUGCUUUCGACUCACAGGACUCAGCAGGAUACUCCUCACGGCAACAAGAAACUGGCGCCAGAUUCCAUGACUCGUCCGUGAGACCAAAGAACAGGCAACACAAGCCACGAGAAGAUGUGAGAAAUGCUUCCCAGAGGAAGUUGCCCAGAUGGGAUCAAGAUGACAGUGACCUCGAAAAUCAAGAUCCUUCCUUCAAGCUACGCGAGCUAGCGAGAUACCUGGCGGACAAUGGGUUUAAGGCCUCCAUGGAUGAACUGGAAAACGCGUUUUCCUCCAACCACUUGGCCAGCGCCCUCAAAUAUAACCCCCAUGUUUUUGGCACGCACAAGAGAUCGGUGGUGCUGCAGCCAGAGAUUAAGAUCUGCUAUUCUUACACUGAUGACAGCGGGUGCCUUAAAAGAUCACAAUGCGAUGAUAUUCAUAUCUGCCCCGAGUUUUUAUCUGGUGACUGUGAAUUGGCAUCUUGUGAAUUGGGGCAUAAGUGGGACACCACUCAUAACAAAAGGGUAUUGAGAACUUUAUAUCUAGAUGGUCUAAAUUCCAGUCAAAUACUUUCUCUCGUAAACUAGGACGAUGCCAUAGAAACCUCUCCUGUGACCACUAAAUUGUUGUAAGGAAUCCCAGAAAAUGUCAUAGGACUGGUAAGCCUCACAUAUCUACCUCAGUUUUGUUAUCCGACUGAAUGAUUCUUCUAACAGAAAUAUCCAGUUGCAACUCUGAAAAUUUCCAGCUGUUGCAAGCCCAUCUCGGAA